Acaulospora morrowiae is the source of this 771-nucleotide messenger RNA. Lineage: Eukaryota; Fungi; Glomeromycota; Glomeromycetes; Diversisporales; Acaulosporaceae. The record is from the annotation of a GenBank genome assembly.
AUGGCAAUAUACACAAACUCUGAUGGGUAUUCCUUUGUUCAAACUUUUAGCAAUAUUAGUAAAGCAAGCGCUACCAUUGUCGAGACAGUUGAUUUUGUUCCAAAAAGAAUGCCAGAGUACCAUUAUUAUCGAACCCUGUGGUGGGAAAAAGGCGACUUCAAUCCAAAAGCAAAAUGGGAAGAAGCAACGCAAUGCGAUCCUGUGUUUGGAACUGAUGGCAGUAUCAUACCUCUUGGCGCAAUUCGAACUCGCGCCGACGAUUCUGAGAAAGAAGGGGAUGCAUCUUUUCGCCCUGAAAAACCACGAGUGCGACCACCAAAUGGGAGUGAUGGAAAGGGAGAGCCCUGGCCAAAUAUCGUCAUCGAAGUGGCGUAUUCUGAGAGUGAAUCACACGUUCUUGAAAAAGCGAAAUAUUUCUGGUUACGCAAUUGGAGUCGUGCCCACGACGUGAUUGUGGUUAAGAUUGAUAAAUCUCCUGAAGAAGAUCAAGCUCCUUUACGAAUGCAGGCAUGGCACUUUUGUGCCAGGGACAGAAUUAGAAGAUCAAUGGAUAUCCAGCCUCGGGCCUAUUUUGAAUUCGGUAUCCAUGACAAAGAUGGGAACCCGACAAAUAUUCAACCAGGCCAAUGUGUCAUCAACAUUUCCCUUGAUUGUUUGUAUCACGAUGCAUUUCCUGAAGCUACGACUCACCGACAACUUCUCCCUGAUCCAAUUGUACUGGAUUUCUUGAUAAUUCGAAACCAAUUCCUUCGUGCGUAUCGAAUCAGAUAA